AUGAGUUCUUACCAGCAAAAGCAGCCCUUCGUGCCACCUCCUCAGCCUGAACAGCAUCAAGUGAAGCAACCUUGUCAGCCUCCACCACAAGGAAAAUUUGUUCCCAUAGCCACCUCUGAGCCAUGCCACACGGAUGUUCCACAACCAGGAAACACCAAGAUUCCAGAACCAUGCAGCACCAAAGUGCCUGAGCCAGGGAACCCUGUUGUUCUUGAGCCAGAUUAUACUACGAUGCCUGGGCCAUGUUCUACAAACAUCACUGAGCCAGAUUAUACCACAAUUCCUGGGCCAUGCUCUACCAACAUCCCUGGGCCAGAUUGUACCGUGGUUCCUGGAUCAUGCUCUACCAACAUCACUGAGCCAGAUUAUACCACAAUUCCUGGGCCAUCCUCUACCAAAAUCCCUGACCCAGGCUGUGCCAUGGUUCCUGGGCCCAAUCCUACCAAUACUUCUGAGCCAAGCUCAGAACCAUGCUCUACCAAUGUUCGUGAACCUGGAUACCUGAAUGCCUCAGAGCCCACCCAUGCCAAGGUUCCUGAUCAGGGCUACACCAAGAUACCUGACCAGGGAUCCGCUAAGGUUCCAGAGCCAUGCCAGUCCAGGGUUCCUGAGGUGUGCCCCCCAACGGUCACCCCCGUAUCAGUUAAGCAGAAGACCAAGCAGAAGUAA
Messenger RNA from Mus caroli (Ryukyu mouse), 669 nucleotides. RefSeq lists its product as uncharacterized. Lineage: Eukaryota; Metazoa; Chordata; Mammalia; Rodentia; Muridae. The record is from RefSeq and is a predicted model, not a curated record.